AUGCUGACAUCACCCGCAGCUCUGCGGGGCUGCGUGUUUUCGCGGUGGGCAUUUGUUCGUUCAUUCGUGGUGCAGGGCGGUGGCGGCGGUGGCGUCACGCGAGCCCUUCGACCAGACUGGGGUCGGCAUCUGAUGCAUACGCCGGCGGCUUCCGUGCGUACGGAUGUGGCAGGGAGCGGCGUCUAUCCGCACCAGGAGUACAACUCCUUUGAGAAGCAUGCUGACGACUUGGGUACCCUUUUUUCCGCUUUGGCACUUUAUCCCUCCUCUUCGCCUGGUGACGAGGGCAUUGUGGCAGUUUCACGUACCCCACCGCCCAGGAAACGUGUGCCGCGAUGGUUCUUUCCCGGACUCACUGGGGAGGUGGAGCAAAGGGGCGGAGUCGAGCCGGCAGCAAAUAAAUUGACGGCAACAUCUGGUGAAAGGGAAGGAAUGACACAUGCAUCAACGGAGUCGCGUCGCAUGAGCAGCGCAGGCGACACUGCAGCCCACACGUCGCAAGCCGCAUCUGAGCCUGCGCGUGGUGAACACGGUGGGGCGACGACAACAACCACCACCACCACGCACUUUAUAGUGCCAGCACCAGCGUCUUCACUGGAUGAUGGUCUUCCUUUGGCCUUUUGCAAGUAUGAGGCGCAACGCAAUCAGCGUAUCAAGGCGUUUUUGGUGACUGCAAUGGGUGGCGGCUUCGCAAAGGCGAGUACGGAUAGCGAUGGGCCUCGCAUGAGUUUCUCUGCCGCUUCGGCUGCAGCGGCAAAAGAGGCCGUUGGCCUUCGCCGUGUGUCACCUAAACUGCUGAUAUCGUUUCUUUCCUGCUCAGAUAAUGCCUGGAGUUGGGUGGACAUCACGGCGCACCCCACGGCUUCCCUUGACGAGUACCGUGACGCCCUCUCAGAGGUGUUGAUUGACCUCGGCACACAUGAGACGCUUGUCAGUGACGCGCUGGAACCGAUGCUGCUGCCGCAGACAACUGUGAUGCGUGGGUGUCACUGUCUGGUAGUUCGCUACGCCGAAGAUGCAGCGAAGGCCUCCAUGGAUGGUUUUCAGGACCUUACCAACCGUCUAACCAUUUUUGUGACCGAUAAACGUGUAAUCACGAUUCACCGCCUGCAUUGUGUCUUUGUGGAGAAGAUUAAACAGGAUUGGACGCAACUAAUGAAAGAGGAGAGUAAGACGUUCCUCUUGAGUCUGCUUGUGAAGGAGGCUGUGGAUACGUUUAACACCGCCCUCACUCGAUGCAUUGUGGAGUUUGACGGGUAUGAGGGAAGCCUCUUCUCCUCAGAGGGUCAUCGAUCGACGCUGGCGCGCCAAAUCUACCACAUCAAGCGUCGUGCAUCUGUGUACACGCGAACACUGAGUCUCCUUGGUGACGCCUACAGUCAUGUGUGUGGUGCUCUUCCCGUCAUGCCCAACGAUGUACAAUUUCAAGACGUACAGCAGGAUAUCGCCCAUGUACGAUCCUUGUCAGAAGAGCUGCUCAACAGCGCGGAUUCAGGCCUGCAGCUUCUUUUUCAACUCUCUUCCUACCAACUCAAUGAACUCAUGCGGGUGUUGACCAUUUUUAGCGCCUUCUUCAUCCCGCUUAGCUUUGUGGCUUCUAUCUAUGGCAUGAACUUUACUCACCUGCCGCUUAUUGAAGAUAAACAUGGUCACAUGUAUUGUAUUGCGCUGAUGGUGGCGGUGGGGAGCAGCCUUGGUGGGUGGUUCAAGUUUAAGCGCUUCAUGUGA
Messenger RNA from Trypanosoma rangeli, 1728 nucleotides. Its product is annotated as putative magnesium and cobalt transport protein. The coding region runs from base 1 to 1728 and encodes 575 amino acids. NCBI's taxonomy places the organism in Eukaryota, Euglenozoa, Kinetoplastea, Trypanosomatida, Trypanosomatidae. Gene Ontology annotation, biological process: transmembrane transport; metal ion transport. Gene Ontology annotation, cellular component: membrane. The record is from RefSeq and is a predicted model, not a curated record. The transcript has a single exon. Gene Ontology annotation, molecular function: magnesium ion binding; magnesium ion transmembrane transporter activity; cobalt ion binding.